AUGUUUAAACUCUUGUUGUUGAUUUUUUCUAUAAGGGCUAGUCAUAGAUUUGAAUAAGGGUUGAUCACUCAUUUUAGUUACCUUGCGAACCCUAAUUUAGUUUUAUUUUUGAGUUCAACCUAAUUUAGAUCUGAAGAAUUUUAUAUUCCUUUUUAAAAAUAAUUCAGCUAAGUGCCUAAUGUUUACUUAAACAUUUAUAAACUCGAUUUAAGUUAUGUAUUUCCUUAAGGAUAUUCAUUAGAAAUAACUAGUAUCACCACAGCUGGUAAUAUCUCCUAAUUAUAAUUUUAGGUUUCAAAGUUAAAAUAAUCUGUGAGAGUACAGCUUAAUUUUUUUAAGUUGAGUUCAAUUGGUUUGCAUUUAAUGAUGACAGAGUCAAAGUCAUAAAUAAUUUUAACAUAAUUAAUCCCUAAACUUAAUACAUCCAUUCUUACGAAAAGAAUUGUUAUAUAAAUAUUGCUUUCUCUAAUUUUGUUAGCUACUAUGCUUUAGAAUCUUAAGAAAAUUAUUAAACAGUAUAAAAAUAUUUAAUUUAGGGAUUAACUUUGACACCAGAUACUAUUACUAUAAGCUUUUCAUUCCAAGGCCUUUAAUCAUUUGGUUAUUAAAUAUUAUUGAGUAAUUCUGACAUUUUUUUAAUUGGCCCCUCAAUAAUAAGCAUUUAACCUAAUGGUUCGAGUCAAGUUGUCAAUUUUCCUGCCGGAUGGAUUACAUAAAAUUGUUUUUUAAAUCUUUUAGGGUUUAAACAUGUUGGAACUAUUAAUAUUAGAUUAUUCACUCAAAUAACAUAUUUCUCUUCAGUUAGUGUUGGGAUUUAUCCUUGUAAUCAAUUUAUAAUAUCUUAGGGGCUGACUCUAUUAUUUAUUCAAUUUAAUAUAAUUAUUUCUGUAUUCAUGAUAUUUAAUUUAAACUGGCUAAAUUUGAUGGUUUUAUGUAAUCUCAAUUUUUUGAUCCAAAUAACUAAAUAGAUACUCAUAUUGAAAUAAAGGAAAUAAACUACUCUUAAAAUCAAAUUUAUACAGAGGAAAUCAUUAUAGCACAAUCUAUUGAAUCGAUUACAAUUAUUUUCUAUUGGUAAUGUCUAGAUUAGGAAAUAUUAAAGAUUUAAUUAUUUUGUCCAGAAUAAUGGUGUUCUUAAACUAUAAUCAAAUGUAAAAUCAAAAAAUUCAUACCGUCAGAUUAUCAGCAAAGUUUUUGCUCAAUUAAGAUUAAUUGCAAUUCAUAACAAUAGCUAAAACCUAAGUUUCAUUAUCUGCAACCUAAGUAAUAAAGUUAGCUAAUGAAUAUGAAUAAGAGUUAUUCAAAUUAGAAAAAGUAACAUGAGCUGUUUAAUUUUCUAUUUUAAAUAUCAUUAUUAUUUUUUUAUUAUUAAUUUGAAAUUCAAUAUUACAAAAUAGUUAAUUUUGAAAAGGAUUUCACAAAAUACAUUUGA
Molecule: messenger RNA, 1432 nt
Organism: Paramecium sonneborni
Lineage: Eukaryota; Ciliophora; Oligohymenophorea; Peniculida; Parameciidae
Source: the annotation of a GenBank genome assembly